GCAGGAUGUGUUUGCUUACAAUUCACUUUGCUCUAUUGAGGGUAUUUAAAAAGUGUGGAAUGGGAGUUCGUCUUUUCUCUGUUCUUCCAUCUCGCCUGGUCAUUUCUCAGUUCCCAGCCUCGCAAGGCUGGUUUUUCUAGCUGAAAAACACAGGAUAUCCGAGAACGAGUGAGAGAAAUCCAACCAUGAUUUGGACUUCAUUUCCCAGAAUUUGACACAGUAGGACUAGCGGAUGGCUGGGAUGCAUCGCUUUGGCCCACUGCUUAUGCAGCAUUUGGACCAACUCCUGGAGUUUGGCAAUUUCAACAGCAACAUUGAAGAAGAAUAUCUCCAGAUUGCCAAGUGUCUGGAGGAGAUGCGCCAGCGAUGCUGCCGGCUGGAUCAUGAUUUGCAGAAGGCAAGGCAGCAGUUACGCCAAUCGGAAUCUGAGUUUUCUGUGCUGGAGGUGAAGUUGAAACAUGCCAGGAACCAAGUAGAGGUGGAAAUGAAGAAAAGACGUUGGGCAGAAGCUGAGCUGGAAAAGCAGGAAUGCAAGUUGCAGCUUAUCUAUGACUACCUCAUGGCAGACCCACAGAUCGCCCCCCUCACUGAAGAUAAACAUGCAGACCUGGCCAUUGUGGAGAGGCUGUGUUUCAGCCGCAGUAACCUACUGCCUAGAAAACAGGGAAUGUGUGCAAUAGAAGAAUCUGGUACCUCAAUUCUAUCUGACAUCAGUUUUGACCACUCAGAUGAGGAAGUGGAUAUGAAGAUGAUCAGAUCUGUCAAAAGUAAAAACAGAGUGCGUUUCUCCCUGGCUCCCCUGGUUCAGCCAGCAGUAGCAGCCAAACACUCACAGCAUUCUGGUGCAUUUACUAACAACGUGAAGGAAUUACCUCUGGUGACCUCAAGAUCUAGAGCCAUUGGUGGGAGAAGAAGCCUUGCCCACGGUUUAUCAUCCAGCUCUGUAGUAUCCCAUUGUCAAUCCCAGCUGAACUGUUCGAUUUCCACACACCCAGAGCCCACUUCUAUCUGGAAUAGCACUGAUGAAUCUGGUAGGCAAAAUAGCCAAGUUGGAAGCAAGACCAUUGGAUCUACCUCCGGGGGAACUAUUGGUGCCUCCAUUCAUUCAUCAGGAAUGCCACUGCUUCAGCAACAUCAAUUUGCUUCCAAAAGGGUAUUUCGUCCAGACUGUUGUGCCGUUUGCAAAUUCCACCUACGCUUUGGGACGAUGGCGCUUAAAUGUCAUUCGUGUCAGCUUCUAAUGCAUCCAGAGUGCAAAGAACAUUGUCCCUCGCGGUGUGUGCCAGGUGCCCACUCCCCAGUGAAAGAGGGUAUACUAGCUGAUUUUGCGCCUUCCAAGCCACCUCUGGUACCCCCCAUUGUGGUUCAGUGUGUGGUUCAAAUAGAGAAACAUGGCCUGCAAGAGGCUGGAUUGUACAGAGUGCCAGGGGCAGAAGCCCUUGUGCGUGAAUGGAAGGACAAACUGCUCUCUGCCCGAGGAGCUCUUCCUUCCCUCGACCUUGUGGCUGAUGUGCAUGUGAUCUGUGGCAUCCUCAAGAGUUUCCUGAGGAAUCUGAAAGAGCCUUUGGUUACCUUUUGCCUGCACUCUGCCUUCCUGAAGGCAGCAGAAAUUCUGGAUGAAUCUGCCUGCCAUACCGAACUCUGCCGUGUUGUCAUGAAGUUGCCCAUGACUAAUAGAGACACACUAGCAUUUCUCAUGCUCCAUCUGCAUAGGGUCAUGCAGAGCCCUGAUUGUCGAAUGGACUGCCAUAACUUGGCACGUAUCUUUGGACCAACACUAGUUGGACACAGCACUCCGAGCCCCAGCCCACAUGCCAUUAUGGAAGACACCCCACGCCAGUGCCUGGCCGUCUCCCAUCUCCUAGCAUUGCCACUCAAAUUUUGGAAACAUUUUAUAGAAGAAGAGCAAGAAAACCUUGUCCCAUCAGUACAUCAGCCCAUUGUAAUGAAUAAGCAAGAGGCCAGCACUGUCCAGUUGAGUCCAGGAAACAGCUGCUUUCCCAACAAGCUUCUUAAGUGCAUGGGCACAACUUUGCCACUUUUGGAUGUCCCCCGGGCCAAAAAGAUGGGGAGAUUCUUACCGUUUCCAAAAUAAGGAGCUACUCAAGGUGGCCAUUUAUUCUGAUUGCUAAUGAAGGGUGUGUUCAUCACUUGGUGAUUGCAUCUUUCUUGCCUUGCACUCUCCAGCAAGCCUCCUUCAAGCCGAGUUCCCAAGUUCAGAAAUAUUUAAUCACCCAUCAUUAUAUCUUAAUAGUGGAGGACUUUUGAUCUCCUUCCUGAAGAACAUCAUGGUUCCAUUUUUUCCAUAACUAGGGAUUGACAAAAGAGUGGAGUGAAUCCUUGACUAUCAUUCUACUGAUCUCUCCAUUGUGGAUUUGUGGGUGAAUUGAAGAUGUUCAGAUCUGUUUUUUUUAUCAAUUUACUUAUAGCAAUCAGCAGAUUCAAUAGGUGGAAUCUGGUGAACAAAAAUAUGCUCAAUUUUGUACAUUUUGGUCCUAUUAUCAUAUCUUUAUAGCAGAAUUUGAUAAUAUUAUUUGGUGUUGGGAAUGUGGAUGAAGAGAGAAAAAUUAGUGAUCCUUGUAAACUGAAGGCAAGAAAUUUUUUGAAGGCACAGCUUUUUCAGAGAAAGAUCAGUUUUAUUGCAGAUUUGUGCUAGCAACUAAUCUUGGACAAAAGGAAGCAUUUGACUCUCUUUAGAAUAAGUAGAUUUUCUUUUCAGGGGAUAUGCUGUAGAAAAAUAAAAAUGCUAAUGCUCAUGAACGAUGGGGGAUGUCUGGGAAGAAUAUCAAAAUCCACAGUUGAGCAAUAUAUUUUCUUUGGAGCAACAAGGGUGCAUAAUAUGUCCUCAGAUUUUCUAGUACUCUUAAUCCUGUGUUACAAAAGCAGGGAAUAAGGAAAACAAUCUGAAAAUAGAAUUAUCUCCCAAUUAUUGCACAAGUCUCAGCUGGGGACAUCAGGAAAUGACUGGGCUUCAGAUCAAAUAGGGAACUGGAAAAACGUUAUCAUGGCAAAUCCAUAUUGUUGAUGAUAUGGAAUAUGAAAAUUUUGUGGGAUUAAUCUAGCCAAGAACUGAGCUAAACUAGACCUUAUUGUAGGGGCCUUAUUGGAAUAAGCAUCAGAGGACAUCUUAUGUACAAUGGGAUAAAGCAGCCAUUUCUGAAAACUAAAAUCAGACAGGACCUUCAAACUGAAUUUUGCCUUGGAUUAAAUGCAUAUCCUUCAGGCUAGCCCAGGAUGUCAAUCUUGAAAGAGCAAUUAAUUUGAGGUACUGUAUGGCAUUAAGAUAAAGCCACUAAUUUCAAAUCUCAUGACUACAGUUGUUAUAUGAGAGCUUUUCUGCUAUUGCCCCAAAUGAUGCGAAAAGAAGUCUGGAGAACUCAAAAAGUGUUCACUGAAGCCAUUCUUCAGUUAUGGAUUAUUUAUAGAUUAUUCUCCUUUAAAGAAAGGCUUUUGGACGUUAUGCAGGUACAUACCUGCCCAGGAGACUGAAAUAAUCAUAGUUUAUAUUCUUUAUAGACAAUUUAUAUAUUCUUUAUAGACAACUCUUGAGUGUUGCUAUUGUCACUCAUUGCAUGCUCAACUCUCUCCAUAGGAGUAGGGCCGACCCAAAUGUGCCUUAGCAGUGGUAUUGAACUGAUAACUAGACUCCAGUCCACACCUUCAUAAUUUCACCUUUUAUUAGCCAGAAAGUUCUCUCCAUCUAAAUGCUUUAAGGGCUGUUUAGUCCUGCUUCUCAUAUGCUUGAAGAGUGCCUCUGUGCAGCGCUCACACCUCCAGCAGUAAGAUUUAGGCUUGUUGGUCUUGCCUCACUGUAGUUUAGGAAAUAAGCAGGGGUUAAGCCAAAAUGGUUUAGGAAAAGGAGUGGAUUGGGACAGUACUAAAUUGGAGAAGAUUUAAAAGGGUCCUUCAGGAUUACAGGUAAUCUUUGACUUGCAACUGGUCACAUCAUGACUGAAGUUACAACAGACUUCCUCAGGGUUACUUACAACCCAGUUCCAAAGUUCUGGUGAUUGCCCUCCCGAUGGUCAUACAACUAUUUUGGACAUUUGGAAAAUGGCCCAUAUUUAUGGGCAUUUGCAGUGUCCUGCAGUCACAUGGCCACAAUUUAUGAUGUUUUUGCCAAAAACCAGCAUUUAGUUCCAGUUUUCAGCAAAAAUGCACCAUAGUGAACCAUGGGUUUACUUAACAACCAUGGUGUUUGCUUGAUGGCCAGUGCAAAAACAAAAUUGUAAAAUCAAGUUGGUCACAUGAUGACCUAUUUUACAACCAUCACGAUUCACAACAGUAAUUGGCAGGCUCCAUUAGUCAUAAGUCAAGGACUAUCUAUAUCAAAGCUAAAUCUCCUGUAGUAGCAUUCCAGGCAGACAGCCAUUUGUCCUUGCUUAAAUCACCAAGCGCCACUUGCUAGAAAAUGGAAGUAUGAUUUAUAUAAAAGGGGUAUCCGUGUGAAAGAUUUUUCC
Molecule: messenger RNA, 4460 nt
Organism: Thamnophis elegans (Western terrestrial garter snake)
Lineage: Eukaryota; Metazoa; Chordata; Lepidosauria; Squamata; Natricidae
Product: rac GTPase-activating protein 1-like
Exons: 17
Coding region: 233-2095 (620 amino acids)
Biological process (GO): signal transduction
Source: RefSeq, a predicted model, not a curated record